GUCUUGUGCGGUCGGUCGCAUUUUCAGUCGUCUCCACCGCGAACCGCUUGGAUCUGCUCCACAUUGCUUGGCCAAAGUGGAUCACGCCCUCGCCAUAUAGAUUCCACGCCCAUUUGGCAUAUAGAUUCCAGCAGGAUGGCGUUGCCCUCGUUCAAAUCGCUGCCAUGUGACGGACUCUAAGUCCCAUAGCCACAAUUGUGACCCAAUUCUAUGAGCAAAAGUGUGUGUGUGUGUGCGGGACUCUUGGCCAUUUAACGAUUAGUGGCCAUAACGGCAAAGUGUUUGUUUAUUUUGCUGUGCGACCGCAGAAACGAUUCCAAAAAUGAUUGCAUAAUUGACUUUUGGGGGGGACAAAUCGCGCGUGAGACGCUCAACAUACAUUUCGAGUUGUGUUCCUAUUCCGCUUGUGAUUCCAAUAUAAAUUCUGAGCCAUGAAGAAGCUGCACCUGGGCGCCAAGCACAAGGGCAAGUCCUACAAGCCCUUCAGGAACAAGAAUCGUCGGGGUUCUGCCGACUCGAACUACUCACAACCGUCAUCCGAUCUGUCGCUAGACGAGGAAAAGGAAUCGCUUCGGCGAGAAAAGGAACGUCAGGCCUUAAGCCAGUUGGAUAAAGCGAGGAGCAAACCAGUGGCGUUCGCUGUGCGAACCAACGUAGCAUACGAUGGCGCCAUCGACGACGAUUCGCCGGUGCAGGGCGGAGCAGUUUCGUUCGAGAUCCGGGAGUUCCUGCACAUCAAAGAGAAGUACGACAAUAACUGGUGGAUCGGCCGGCUGGUCAAGGAGGGCUGUGAUGUGGGCUUCAUACCCAGCCCCGCUAAGCUAGACAACAUUCGCAUGCAGAACCAAACCAGACCCUCAAGACUGUAUGGCACAAAGGGCUCGUCGAGCGGGAAUCUUGGUGCGGGCGGACAAGCAGGUGCGGAGCCAUCUCGAGAUUCCAUGGGACCAGGACGACACGGCAAGGCGCAGGCGGCGGCGGCCAACAAGGAGAAGCGCAAGCCGUUCUUCAAGAAACAGGAGACGGCCAGUCCCUACGACGUGGUGCCCUCGAUGCGUCCCGUUGUCCUGGUGGGGCCCAGUUUGAAGGGCUACGAGGUGACCGACAUGAUGCAGAAGGCCCUCUUUGACUUCCUCAAGCACCGCUUCGAGGGCCGCAUCAUCAUCACCCGGGUGAUGGCCGACAUCUCGCUGGCCAAGCGCUCCAUCAUGAACAAUCCCUCGAAGCGGGCCAUCAUGGAGCGUUCCUCCAGCCGGAGCGACUGCCUCGGCAAGGUGCAGGAGGAGAUCGAGCGCAUCUUCGAGCUGGCCCGCUCGCUCCAGCUGGUCGUGCUCGAUUGUGAUACAAUCAAUCAUCCGUCACAACUAGCGAAAACUUCAUUAGCGCCAACAAUAGUGUACUUAAAGAUUAGUAGUAGUAAGGUUUUACAGCGUUUGAUCAAAUCACGUGGCAAGUCGCAGGCGAAAAACCUCUCCGUUCAAAUGGUUGCCGCCGAGAAGCUAGCCCAAUGUCCACCGGAUAUGUUCGAUGUAAUCCUAGACGAGAAUCAGCUGGAAGACGCCUGCGAGCACAUUGCCGAGUACUUGGAGACGUACUGGAAGGCCACCCACCCGGACAUUCGAGCCGUGCCGCCCAUCGCCCGCCCCCUGCCGCAGGAGGCCUCGCCCUCCGCAGAUCCCGCGCGUCUGGGACCGACGCCACCAGUAGAUGGCGAGGAGUUUGUCGAUGAGCAGGAUCCCAGGAUGGGCAUGUCCGGCGGAGAUCGCGAGGGAAGUAGGGAGCGAGACCGCGAUAGCAGGGAGAGGGAGAGGGAGCGCGAACGGGAGCGGGAUUACUGGGAUCGGGAGUUCAACAGAGAUCGCAGCUCCAAGGAUCGCGAAAGGGACCUCGAGUGGGAGCGGGAGCGGGCUCGCGAGUGGGAGAGAGAGCGGGAACGAGAUUGGGAUAGGGAGUUCGAUUGGGACCAAGGAGGAACCUCUUACCAGCACAGCCGCCGACAACCGACCUCGGUUCGCCACCAGGAGCGUGGCGGAGGAGUGGGCGCAGGCGGCGGUGGCGGUGGCGGUGGCUACGAGCGGGACCGCGAACGGGAGCGGUACGAGCGACGCGAGCGGGACCUCAUGCACUACGAUCUCAAUAGCGAUGAGCUGCUGGACGAGCGCAACUUUGAGUAUCCGGCAAUGAGGAGCGGCCCCAGCGGCGCCUCCCACCACGGCCAUCUGUCCAGGGGCGGACGCCUGCUGGAGGAUCCGGACUUUGAGCGCGAGGAGGCCCAGAUGCGGAUGAGCAGCUCACGCUACGGACCCUCGACCAGGAUCGACGAUCCACGGGAUUUGCCGCGUGGCGCCACCGUUGUCGAUCGCGAUGAAUACAGUCCGCACAGAGGUGGUGGGAGUAGUAGGAGAAUGCUUAAUGCCAUGUCCAGACCGUUGGGCCUGCCACGCCAGUCGUCCCUGCCCAGUAAUCGAGCACCCGUGUCCUACCUGCCACGCCAGUCCUCCCUGGGCACACACUGGCUAUCCUCCUCCUCGCAGAGCACGCUGGAUCAAGGACCCCAAUCUCGCCGAGAGCUUUAUCCACUGCUGCACCAGCCGCAGUCUUAUUCCCAGCCCCGAUCCCAAUACACCACCCACACCAGCCAGUCGCGUUCCCAGUCCCACUCGCAAUCCCACUCCCAAUCCCACACUCAGUAUCGCUACUCCGUGCAGGACACAUCGUUUGCCCACCCACCAAGAUCCCUGCGCGAGGAGUUCCUCAGUCCCACCAUGAGCAAGGUCGAAGCUGUCACCCACGCCAUUCGCAACAAGAUCAUCGUGGAGGAGGACGAAGAGGAUAUCCUGGGCACGGAUCGGUUCUAUUAAAGAGAUUUCAGUCGCCCCCCCGCGUCGAUUUUGGUUUGGGCAACCCCAUUGCGGGCGGGAAUGCAAGUGCAGCAGUGCCAAAACACACGACACAUUUGUAAAUGUUCCAUUCGAUGAUCAGAUCAAUUUGAAAGCCACACAGAUACAAAUGCAGAUACAGAUACAAAUACACACACAAACAAAGUAGCUGGUUAAAGUUAAAGUUAGCUGGUGAGCGUUAAAGUGGCGGUUAAA
Drosophila santomea is the source of this 3095-nucleotide messenger RNA. It is a transcript of the gene Ca-beta, whose product is annotated as voltage-dependent L-type calcium channel subunit beta-1. The record is from RefSeq and is a predicted model, not a curated record. Gene Ontology annotation, cellular component: voltage-gated calcium channel complex. Gene Ontology annotation, molecular function: protein binding; high voltage-gated calcium channel activity. The coding region runs from base 432 to 2861 and encodes 809 amino acids. NCBI's taxonomy places the organism in Eukaryota, Metazoa, Arthropoda, Insecta, Diptera, Drosophilidae. The transcript is spliced from 10 exons. Gene Ontology annotation, biological process: regulation of voltage-gated calcium channel activity; chemical synaptic transmission; neuromuscular junction development.